Messenger RNA from Callorhinchus milii (elephant shark), 1316 nucleotides. Its product is annotated as nuclear factor 7, brain-like. NCBI's taxonomy places the organism in Eukaryota, Metazoa, Chordata, Chondrichthyes, Chimaeriformes, Callorhinchidae. The record is from RefSeq and is a predicted model, not a curated record. The annotation marks the transcript as partial. Gene Ontology annotation, molecular function: zinc ion binding. The transcript has 4 exons.
UACAGAGGGCAGGAGAAGCAAUGCCAUGGUUAACCUGCGUGUAUCUAUGCGAUUGUGGUUUCCAGUCAACAACUAAAGGAAAGGCUUCUCGUUCUGCAUCUUGAAUCGCUGCCUGUACAGAAAGACAGGAAACCAGGCGCUGGGGUGACUAACCACAGGGGAUGGGCAGAGCUGAACUCACACUCUCUGUUCCUCUCGGCUGCUGACAGUCACAGCACGAGAGCAAAGGGCAAAAACAACAUGGAAAUCAAACCCAUCUCAAAUAUACCAUCGACACACGGCAACAGCUCAAACUGCGGCCGUUGGUUUCACUGACAAGCGGACGGUUGAGGAUGUAGAUUUGCUCUGUGGGGACCACAGACACAAUCAGCGGGUUUCACAGGAAGAGACUUGAGGAGGGUUUAUCCGCCCAGUGACUGGGAGCCGCCCACACACUCGCACUGAAACCAAAACCAGUUUCAAGCAGCAGUUGCUGAGUAUCAAAAUGGCUUCCAGACUCCAGGCUGAGAGCUUGACCGAGGAGCUAAACUGUGCCAUUUGUCUGGAGUUCUUCACUGAUCCUGUUAGUCUGGACUGCGGCCACAACUUCUGUCACUCCUGUGUCGCCGGGAGCUGGGAAAAGCAGGAGAAAAACUCCUGUCCGGUAUGUCACCAAGUUACUGCGGAGAGGAACCUCCAGGUCAAUUGGGCUCUGGCCAAAAUGGUGGAGAAAGCUCGUGAAUUCAGUCUGGACCCGACACAGACGGCAGUUAAACGUCAGUGUGAGAAACACCGGGAGGACCUGAAGCUGUUCUGUGAAGAUGACAAGAAAUUGCUGUGUGUUGUUUGCAGAGAUGCGAAAGAGCACAGAGGUCACAGCUUUCUGCCCAUUGACGAAGCGGCUGAAAUCUACAAGGAUCAAGUGAAGUCCUCCAUAGCUUCUCUCACACAGAGGAAGGAAACUGCUCUACAAACUGAAGCCAAACAGAGAGAAAAGAUUUCACAAGUUAAGGAACAGGUGAAGAGUGUACAGACUCACGUCACGGCUAAGUUUGCUAAAAUGCACAAGAGUCUGACUGACAGAGAGCAGCGAGUGAUGGGGGAUCUCAGACAGCGAGAGAAGGAGAUUCUAAAGCGAAUGGAGACAACUCUGCGAGAGAUUCAGGGAAAGUUAGAGUCUGUGGAGCAAGAACUCUCCGAGUUACAGAAACAGAUGGGAAAAGACGCUCUCACCUUCCUGCAGGAGGAAUCUGCUGCCAACAGAAGGUAUGGAAUGAGCUUUACCAAAUAUCCCAGAAUUGAACCCCAAAACCACGCACAAGGUGCAGUUUCACUCU